CGAAAACCCAACAUGUACGUCGAAGUAUCUCAGUAUAUAUAAGAAUGCAGAAACUGCAGACGUGCAUAGCGCACUAGCCUGUUUCCUUCGACAACGCUUCAAAAUGAGACUACUCGCUGUAUUAGUCUUGAUAUUUGUCGCCUACGCCAUCAUCGCGGAGGCGCAAACCACCAAGCCAACAACCAGGCCGACAAUCAAGCCGACAACUAAACCGACCACAAAGCUGACAAACACAGCUAGACCAACCACAAAACCCACCACUAGACCUACCACAAGACCCACAACUAGACCCACCACUAGACCCACAACAAGACCCACAACUAGACCCACCACUAGACCAACAACAAGACCCACAACAAGACCCACCACAAGACCCACCACUAGACCCACAACUAGACCAACCACUAGACCCACCACAAGACCCACAACUAGAACCACCACUAGACCAACAACAAGACCCACAACAAGACCCACCACAAGACCCACCACUAGACCUACCACAAGACCCACAACUAGACCCACAACAAGACCCACAACAAGACCCACAACAAGACCCACAACUAGACCAACCACUAGACCCACCACACGACCCACAACUAGACCCACAACUAGACCAACCACAAGACCCACAACUAGACCAACCACUAGACCCACAACUAGACCAACCACUAGACCCACCACAAGACCCACAACUAGACCCACCACUAGACCAACCACAAGACCCACAACUAGACCCACAACAAGACCCACCACACGACCUACCACAAGACCCACCACUAGACCAACCACUAGACCCACCACUAGACCUACCACUAGACCAACCACAAGACCCACAACUAGACCCACCACAAGACCCACAACAAGACCCACCACAAGACCCACCACUAGACCCACAACUAGACCAACCACUAGACCCACCACUAGACCCACCACUAGACCUACAACUAGACCUACCACUAGACCCACCACUAGACCCACAACUAGAUUCACCACUAGACCCACCACUAGACCCACAACAAGACCCACCACUAGACCCACCACAAGACCCACCACUAGACCCACCACUAGACCCACCACAAGACCCACAACUAGACCCACCACUAGACCCACCACAAGACCCACAACAAGACCCACCACAAGACCCACAACAAGACCCACUACAAGACCCACAACUAGACCUACCACUAGACCCACUACUGGAUUGACCACUACGACAACGACAACAGAACCAACCACAACGACUACUGAGCAAACAACAUCGACAACUGAACCCACCACAACAACAACUGUACCCACCACGACGACUACUCAGCCAACAACGACUACAACUGAGAGCACUACAACGACAACUGAACCCACUACAACAACAACUGAACCCACCACAACGACAACUGAACCCACCACCACGACAACUGAGCCCACAACGACCACCACUGAAUCAACCACAACGACAACUGUACCCACCACGACGACAACUGAACCAACCACAACGACUACUCAGCCAACAACAACUACAACUGAGAGCACUACAACGACAACUGAGCCCACAACGACCACCACUGAAUCAACCACAACGACAACUGUACCCACCACGACGUCAACUGGACCAACCAAAACGAGUACUCAGCCAACAACAACUACAACUGAGAGCACGACAACGACAACUGAACCCACCACUACGACAACUGAGCCCACAACAACGACUACUGAAACAACGACAACUGAACCCACCACGACAACUGAACCAACCACAAUGACUACUGAGCCAACAACAACGACAACUGAACCCACCACAACAACUGAGCCCACAACGACGACUUCUGAAACAACCACAACGACAACUGAACCCACGACGACGACAACUGAAACAACCACAACGACUACUGAGCCAACAACAACGGCGACUGAACCCACCACAACGACAACUGAGCCCACAACGACGACGACAACUGAACCCACCACAACGACAACUGAGCCUACAACGACGACUACUGAAACAACCACGACAACUGAACAUACUACCACGACUACAGAGCCAACAACAACUACAACUGAACCCACCACAACGACAACUGAACCCACGACGACGACGACAACUGAACCAACCACAACGACUACUGAGCCAACAACAACGACAACAGAGCCUACAACGACGACUACUGAAACAACCACAACGACAACUGAACCCAUCACGACGACGACAACUGAGCCAACCACAACGAUAACUGAACCCAUCACGACAACGACAACUGAACCAACUACCACGACUACUGAGCAAACAACGACGACUACUGAACCCACCACAACGACAACAGAGCCUACAACGACGACUACUGAAACAACCACGACGACGACAACUGAACCAACCACAACGACAACUGAACCAACUACCACGACUACUGAGCAAACCACGACGACUACUGAAACAACCACAACGACAACUGAACCCACCACGACGACGACAACUGAACCAACCACAACGACUACUGAGCCAACAACAACGACAACUGAACCCACCACAUCGACAACUGAGCCUACAACGACGACUACUGAAACAACCACAACGACAACUGAACCCACCACGACAACGACAACUGAACCAACCACAACGACUACUGAGCCAACAACAACAACUGAACCCACCACAACGACAACUGAGCCUACAACGACGACUACUGAAACAACCACAACGACAACUCAACCCACCACGACGACGACAACUGAACCAACCACAACGACUACUGAGCCAACAACAACGGCGACUGAACCCACCACAACGACAACUGAGCCCACAACGACGACGACAACUGAACCCACCACAACGACAACUGAGCCUACAACGACGACUACUGAAACAACCACGACAACGACAACUGAACCAACUACCACGACUACUGAGCCAACAACAACUACAACUGAACCCACCACAACGACAACUGAACCAACCACAACGACUACUGAGCCAACAACAACGACAACUGAACCCACCACAUCGACAACUGAGCCUACAACGACGACUACUGAAACAACCACAACGACAACUGAACCCACCACGACGACGACAACUGAACCAACCACAACGACAACUGAACCAACUACCACGACUACUGAGCAAACAACGACGACUACUGAAACAACCACAACGACAACUGAACCCACCACGACGACGACAACUGAACCAACCACAACGACUACUGAGCCAACAAUAACGACAACUGAACCCACCACAACGACAACUGAGCCUACAACGACGACUACUGAAACAACCGCGACAACUGAACCAACUACCACGACUACUGAGCCAACAACAACUACAACUGAACCCACCACAACGACAACUGAACCAACCACAACGACUACUGAGCCAACAACAACGACAACUGAACCCACCACAACGACAACAGAGCCUACAACGACGACUACUGAAACAACCACAACGACAACUGAACCCACCACGACGACGACAACUGAACCAACCACAACGACAACUGAACCCAUCACGACAACGACAACUGAACCAACUACCACGACUACUGAGCAAACAACGACGACUACUGAAACAACCACAACGACAACUGAACCCACGACGACGACGACAACUGAACCAACCACAACGACUACUGAGCCAACAACAACGACAACUGAACCCACCACAACGACAACUGAGCCUACAACGACGACUACUGAAACAACCACAACGACAACUGAACCCACCACGACGACGACAACUGAACCAACCACAACGACUACUGAGCCAACAACAACGACAACUGAACCCACCACAACGACAACUGAGCCUACAACGACGACUACUGAAACAACCACGACAACUGAACCAACUACCACGACUACUGAGCCAACAACAACUACAACUGAACCCACCACAACGACAACUGAAGCAACCACAACGACUACUGAGCCAACAACAACGACAACUGAACCCACCACAACGACAACAGAGCCUACAACGACGACUACUGAAACAACCACAACGACAACUGAACCCACCACGACGACGACAACUGAACCAACCACAACGACAACUGAACCAACUACCACGACUACUGAGCAAACAACGACGACUACUGAAACAACCACAACGACAACUGAACCCACCACGACGACGACAACUGAACCAACCACAACGACUACUGAGCCAACAACAACGACAACUGAACCCACCACAACGACAACUGAGCCUACAACGACGACUACUGAAACAACAACAACGACAACUGAACCCACCACGACGACGACAACUGAACCAACCACAACGACAACUGAACCCAUCACGACAACGACAACUGAACCAACUACCACGACUACUGAGCAAAGAACGACGACUACUGAAACAACCACAACGACAACUGAACCCACCACGACGACGACAACUGAACCAACCACAACGACUACUGAGCCAACAACAACGACAACUGAACCCACCACAACGACAACUGAGCCUACAACGACGACUACUGAAACAACCACGACAACUGAACCAACUACCACGACUACUGAGCCAACAACAACUACAACUGAACCCACCACAACGACAACUGAACCAACCACAACGACUACUGAGCCAACAACAACGACAACUGAACCCACCACAACGGCAACAGAGCCUACAACGACGACUACUGAAACAACCACAACGACAACUGAACCCACCACGACGACGACAACUGAACCAACCACAACGACAACUGAACCCAUCACGACAACGACAACUACCACGACUACUGAGCAAACAACGACGACUACUGAAACAACCACAACGACAACUGAACCCACCACGACGACGACAACUGAACCAACCACAACGACUACUGAGCCAACAACAACGACAACUGAGCCUACAACGACGACUACUGAAACAACCACAACGACAACUGAACCCACCACGACAACUGAACCAACCACAACGACUACUGAGCCAACAACAACGACAACUGAACCCACCACAACGACAACUGAGCCUACAACGACGACUACUGAAACAACCACAACGACAACUGAACCCACCACGACGACGACAACUGAACCAACCACAACGACAACUGAACCCAUCACGACAACGACAACUGAACCAACUACCACGACUACUGAGCAAACAACGACGACUACUGAAACAACCACAACGACAACUGAACCCACCACGACGACGACAACUGAACCAACCACAACGACUACUGAGCCAACAACAACGACAACUGAGCCUACAACGACGACUACUGAAACAACCACAACGACAACUGAACCCACCACGACAACUGAACCAACCACAACGACUACUGAGCCAACAACAACGACAACUGAACCCACCACAACGACAACUGAGCCUACAACGACGACUACUGAAACAACCACAACGACAACUGAACCCACCACGACGACGACAACUGAACCAACCACAACGACAACUGAACCCAUCACGACAACGACAACUGAACCAACUACCACGACUACUGAGCAAACAACGACGACUACUGAAACAACCACAACGACAACUGAACCCACCACUACGACGACAACUGAACCAACCACAACGACUACUGAGCCAACAACAACGACAACUGAACCCACCACAACGACAACUGAGCCUACAACGACGACUACUGAAACAACCACAACGACAACUGAACCCACCACGACAACGACAACUGAACCAACCACAACGACUACUGAGCCAACAACAACGACAACUGAACCCACCACAACGACAACUGAGCCUACAACGACGACUACUGAAACAACCACAACGACAACUGAACCCACCACGACAACGACAACUGAACCAACCACAACGACUACUGAGCCAACAACAACGACAACUGAACCCACCACAACGACAACUGAGCCUACAACGACGACUACUGAAACAACCACAACGACAACUGAACCCACCACGACGACGACAACUGAACCAACCACAACGACUACUGAGCCAACAACAACGACAACUGAACCCACCACAACGACAACUGAGCCUACAACGACGACUACUGAAACAACCACAACGACAACUGAACCAACCACAACGACUACUGAGCCAACAACAACGACAACUGAACCCACCACAACGACAACUGAGCCUACAACGACGACUACUGAAACAACCACAACGACAACUGAACCCACCACGACGACGACAACUGAACCAACCACAACGACUACUGAGCCAACAACAACGACAACUGAACCCACCACAACGACAACUGAACCUACAACGACGACUACUGAAACAACCACAUCGACAACUGAACCCACCCCGACAACGACAACUGAACCAACUACCACGACUACUGAGCCAACAACAACGGCAACUGAACCCACCACAACGACAACUGAGCCCACAACGACGAUAACUGAACCAACCACAACGACUACUGAGCCAACAACGACAACUGAACCCACCACGACAACUACUGAAACAACCACAACGACAAUCCAAUGAAUCUGAAUCCACCACCACAAUUGAACCAUUCAUAACAACUGAAACAACAUUUUCACCGACGAAAACAAAAACAACUAUAACGACAACUAAGCCCAUAACAACUAUGACCAUUACAACAACUGAACGCACCCCAACGAUUACACUUCCAUGACUAUGGGUGCGUCCAGUCGGUAUCCAAUCGAAUUAUUUUUCGAACAGCUGAUUAUCAAAGUUCUUGUACAGCCUGAAGUGGUUUCACUUGCGACUAAUAUUUCCGCAACAUCAUUGGUUGUCAGAGAUCACGUGAUCGAAAGUAAUUCAAUCGGAUACCGUCUGGACACACCCUAUGACAACGAAUCCCGCGUUGAAGACAAUUACACAAAUUACAACUGCACCAACGUCAACACUAAGUUUAAUUCAGAAUAAAACCAUUUCAAUUAGAUCUAAAUUCAAAUAAGUGAAAAAAAAUAUUAUAAUUUUUUUAUUUUAGCCGCUCGUCGCUUUCACCAUAUACGUCAAACUUUACGUAUGAAACUACGAACCACCUGGAAACUCCACUAAUAUCCCAGUUUAGGCUAGAGAAACCGAAGAAUCCGCAUGCUUGUCUCCAACCAACAAAUAUCGAUUGUUUGUGCGAUUGUACUACUUUCAUUUCGUCUUCGUUUGAUCCGAUUAAAAGAUUUAAUGUAAACCAGCCUAUAAAAUUCGGGUGUCAGAAACUACCAAUACACAAUCACUGCAGCAGCAUAA
Daphnia magna is the source of this 7186-nucleotide messenger RNA. RefSeq names its product mucin-2. The record is from RefSeq and is a predicted model, not a curated record. The coding region runs from base 104 to 6457 and encodes 2117 amino acids. The transcript has 2 exons. NCBI's taxonomy places the organism in Eukaryota, Metazoa, Arthropoda, Branchiopoda, Diplostraca, Daphniidae.